GUGUCAAAGGUUCUGGUUCUGUGUCUGUAAACAAUCCACAAAAAAAAAAAAUGGUACUCAUAAUUCUUUGAAACAAUCGUAAUUUGAAAAAUAUUAAUAACUUCGUUUCAUGUGAAUAGAGUUAUAAAAAAGUGUUAAAUUGAAUUAAUCCCGCUUAGCAUAAACCUCGUUUCUGAGUGGUUAUAAUUAUUUUAUUGAAAGAAUUAGCUAUGUCAAUGUGUAAAAAGUUUUAAUGAAAAUUAAUGUAUUUUGGAAAAGCACGACGUAGGAUAUGUUUCACAAAAAAGAAGCAAUGUUUUCUCGUCAGAAGUUCCUGAGAAAUGAUGAAUUCGAUGACGAACUAAACGAUUUGUUCAAUAAGAAGUAUCAAUUCCGAUAUAACAGUGAAUGGAAACUGCCAGACCGGGACUCCUGGUUUUCCGCACCGCCGUGGAAAGUUAAAGCUUUGGAUUCGUUGAAAACGAGACUUAAUUUUCACAAGAGUCAGUUGAACGACUUCAGUAUCGAGGAGUGGAGCAGCCACACUCGGCGACGCAACCCGGCGGGGGAAGUCGGCUGGAAGGUUAGGUGCUUAAUCAACCCUGAGUUUCUGACCCAAGCGUGGACUAAAUUCUACGAAUGCGCUUGCACAUACAGUAUCGUGCCAAAAGAAGCCAGCGAAUUGAAAAAAAUAGUCACACUGCACCUCUGUGAAGCACCUGGAGCUUUCAUCACCUCUUUGAAUCAUUAUUUGAAAUUAAAUCAUAGGGAUAUGCAGUGGAAAUGGGUAGCUAACACUCUGAAUCCAUAUUAUGAAGGAAACUCACCAUCAAACAUGAUCAGUGAUGAUCGUUUCAUGUACCACACAUUAGAUAACUGGCAUUUUGGAGUUGACAAUACAGGAAACUUGAUGGAUUGGGAGAAUUCACAAGCUAUCAUCAACAAAGCCAAAGGCUUGGGAAAGGUAAUGCUUGUCACAGCUGAUGGGUCUAUUGACUGCCUGCAGAGGCCGGAUGCUCAGGAAGAGGUCACUUCUCCCUUGCAUUAUUGUGAAAUCGUAACUGCACUACAGACUCUGAGUCCAGGAGGAACUUUAAUAUUUAAGCUCUUUACAAUAUUUGAACACUCUACAGUUAGCUUGCUGUACCUCAUCAAUCACAUGUUCCAAGAAGUGAACCUUUAUAAACCUGUUACAUCUCGUCAGGGUAACUCUGAAGUCUAUGCAGUAUGUCUUAGAUACAAAGAUAAUAUUAACUUGAAUAUAUAUUUAUCUACUCUCAAGACCACAUAUGGAACAGAACUUUAUUCAAAAACAGCUUUGUUUCCUUUAGAAGCAAUCCCUGAAUCCUUUUUGAAGCAAGUUGAGGAGUGUGCUUAUUACUUUUGCUCAAUUCAAUGUCAAGUAAUAAACAAUAAUCUCCAAGCUUAUUUGAUGCAGAAAAACAUAGCGUUACACAGAGAUAUAAAGAAAAUUCGUGGUCUGGUAGCAUCAGAAUUCUUAUGGAAAUAUGAUUUGAAACCUAUUGAAUUUGAACAGGAAAUUCUAAAAGGUGCUCUCCACGAGGAGAACAAAAUAAAUACUAAUCCUCGAUAUCACCGCGGGUCCUACACAGAAAGGCAGUUGUAUUCCAAAAUGUCAUUAAAAGAAAAACUAAAAAAUCUGAAUGGAUUUUUACAAGCCGAACUACUGUCUAAUCCUCUCAUUUUGAUAAAUGAGCCCAUCAGGUGGAUGUUUAAAAACGAUAAUUUAAAGCUAGAUAUUGUUUUUACUUGUGGACUCCCUUUACAAAAGGUGAACAGUUCUAAAUUUAUAUUUGUACCAAUUUUCAAGCUAUACCAGCAAAUAUUAGCAGAGGAAGAAUUCAAGGAGAUAAUUCUCUAUAAACAAUCUAGAGCGCAACAUAAUGUAAGUGACACAGAAAGUAUCUCAAAGAUUCUUAUGCUGCCCGAGUAUCAAUACAAAGACAGUUAUAAUGUUUAUGAGAAAAAUUGCUUCAAGACUUUGCUAAGUAUGUUAAAAGCACUAUGCAAAGGAGAGACUCUAAUUUUAAAAAAAUUUAACACACUUACUCAUUUUAAUGUAAGUAUUUUAUAUAUUCUUUCUAAUAUGUGUUUUGAAAAGACUGGAUUUGCGUCAUGCGGUAGCAUAAUAUUAAGCAAUUUUCAAGGAGAAUCUAUGUUAAAUUUUCUAGAUAUCAUAGACAUUGAAUGUGAUAAAGUUCGAUGUGACAAGUCAAAAGAUGUUUUGAACAACCUGCCUGUGCAGGCAAUAAAUGAUGGAGUAUUUUUCAAUAAUAUUGUGUUCUAUAAUAACACAUUUUAUAGAAAUAAAUGCAUGGAAUACUUGUACACAAUUGAACAAUCUCUUUGAAAUCAAUUUUAUUAAUGCUUACAAUCUUUAGGAGAUAUUUUUUUAAGUAAUUUAUUGUUGUGAACUUAUUGAAUCUUGUUGUUCUCUUGUCACAGUGAAGUGAAUUAAACAUUUCUAAAUGUU
This is a messenger RNA of Bicyclus anynana (squinting bush brown), 2473 nucleotides long. It is a transcript of the gene aft, whose product is annotated as cap-specific mRNA (nucleoside-2'-O-)-methyltransferase 2. Gene Ontology annotation, molecular function: methyltransferase cap1 activity. Bases 272 to 2350 code for a protein of 692 amino acids. Gene Ontology annotation, cellular component: cytoplasm; nucleus. NCBI's taxonomy places the organism in Eukaryota, Metazoa, Arthropoda, Insecta, Lepidoptera, Nymphalidae. Gene Ontology annotation, biological process: 7-methylguanosine mRNA capping. The record is from RefSeq and is a predicted model, not a curated record. The transcript is spliced from 4 exons.